Molecule: messenger RNA, 2452 nt
Organism: Gamsiella multidivaricata
Lineage: Eukaryota; Fungi; Mortierellomycota; Mortierellomycetes; Mortierellales; Mortierellaceae
Exons: 8
Coding region: 188-2401 (737 amino acids)
Molecular function (GO): RNA binding
Source: RefSeq, a predicted model, not a curated record
CUCCGGCACCCUCUCAAUAUUAGUUUCUCAUCGUACCCUGGCCUUCCGUUCAUACCGUCAUCAAAGCGCGCCAUCCGAUACAUAGGGUUACUUCGUCGUCCGUAAGAUUGAAGGAAAUCAAGAAAACGACUGACAGCGAAGGAAUCGUGGGUGAGAACUAUCAUAUUGGAGCACCGGCAAUAGGGCCAUGCACGAAGUAAACAACUACAGCGAUCCCUCAAGAACUGAAAUGAUGAACCCGAUCAUUACCUCGGCCCCACAAUCACUCGGUCUCGGAUCAAGUGUUGGAGCCGUUGAAAGGAAUACUGACGAGAUACAAGACAUUGGAGAGAAGAGUCCUGGCAUCCUUAUUUCACUCAGACCAGGCGGUGUUGAUAUUGUCCCUGAGAACGUGGACGAGCCCCAGAACAUGAACAAGUCCCAGAUCGUGAACGAGCCUCAGGAUCUGAGUGAUCCGCAGAAUGCAAGUGUAUCUUUUUAUUCUGAGAGAAUGGAGCCUCAGCGGGAAGUACAGCAAUUGAACCCGCAGGAAAUGCGGCAAGUGAGCCAGCAGGAAUCACAGUAUUCAAAGAAGGAAUCGAACAAACCUCAUAAUCAUGUACCUGACAGUUCCGCGCAAGCGACUGAGCGCCCUCCGCACCACCAGCGUGUUGCGUUUGACCAUUUUCGCUCUUUCGAGUUGCUGCAGGAGUCAUCUCAGGAUGCUUUUCCGGAACAGGAUAACAGCCUAAACUUUUAUUCUUUCGGUGCAAAUAAUCAUCUGAGAGCGGGUGGUAAUCAUUUCACCCAAGAAGAUAAUGGGAGAGUGAACGUCAUUGAACCAGGAUCCAUGGAUGGAGGUCUUGAGCACGACGGCGAAAAAUGGCUCGAAAGACAAGGUUUUACAAGAUACAACAACGACGCGAUGGUUCAUUCCUAUGGCGAGACAUCAGGAGAGUACAACGGUGUACAGAAUAACUAUUACAGAGCAGAAUCAACAGAUACGCGCAGUCCGACCCACAAUGGACCUCGAAAUGGCAAACCAGGCGCGGUCAACUAUGGAAAGCCCAUGUCAGCCAAGCAAUCUUUGAUCCAAGAGCGACUAAGCAUGGAGAGACCAAACCGCACAUUGUUCGUACGAAAUCUUGGUUAUACAACUAAGGUGGAAGAUGUGCGGAAGAGAUUCAAGCCAUACGGUGACGUCCAAAAUCUGUUCGAUAGGAUCGAUAGCCGUGGAUUAGUUUUUAUCAAAUAUUACGAUAUCCGUGCAGCAGAAUUUGCAAAGAAGGAAACACACCAGACGCUCAUGGAUGACCGCGCUCUGGAUGUCCACUAUUCUUUGCAAAGAGAUCUUAGUGCGAUGAGGGACUGCAAGGAGGACGACCACAAUGGGUCUUUGCGUAUAAAAAUAAAGGAUAUAGAUGUGAGCGUCAGUGAUGAAGACCUGAUUUCGUUCUUCUCUCAUUACGGCGAGAUCAAGGAGGUCCGACCUGAUGCAGACGGAUCAUCAUCCGCAAGAUGUAUAGAGUUCUUUGAUACUCGUGAUUGCGCCAAAGCGUACCAUGAAGCACAUGGAAAGCAGUUGAACGGCGGGAAAAUCGACUGUCGCUUCGCUUGGGAUCAAAUUCAUGCAACUCCGGAACACCUUCUAGGAAAUGCAGCUAAAGCAGCAGAGCGUCGCGAUCGUGUGAAUAAGCAGCGCUCGACGCAGUACGACAGAACCCCAUCACCUUCGUCUUCUCGGAAUACUUAUCGGGACUCCAACGUCAGCAUCCCCGAUAACAGCAAUAAUAACAACGGCAAUAGCAACAAUAGCAAGUACGAGAGGCAUCGGCGUGAUAGUCGUGAUGAAUCACCCGAGAGGGGUCGCGAUAAAAAGGCCCAGCACGACCUGUAUAACCCCAAGGACAAGGGAAAAGAAAGCGAAUCACGCGAUCGAGACUUUAGAGACAAGAGACGUAGAAGCACAUCCCACGACCGAGACUCCUACAGCCGUCGGGAUACCUACAAUCGACGUGAUUCAACCAGUCAUCGAGGCUCACCCGAUCGACGGGAUUCGUAUGAUAGUCGAGAUCGCCGUGACCAGCGAGAUAGUCGAGAUGAUCGGGGCAAUCGGGACCGCCAGGAUAGCAGGGACCACCGAGACAAUCGUGAUCACCGGGACAACCGAGACGAUCGUGGAGCAAAAGACCGCCGAGGCAGUCGGGACUAUCCAAAUCAUGACGACCGUGGACGGAAAGAGAAAUUUCGAGGCAAUAGCUAUAAAAAGAGCAGCUUUGACAAUAAGGGGGGCAAGGGUCGGGUACGCGAUCGCGACGACAGUCGUGAACGUAGUCAUGACCGUGGUAAGAGCACUGAUAAUAGUUACCGUAGGCAAGACUCGCCGUUCAGGAACGCCUCGUUCAGGCCAGGUGAGUACUGAUGGAAAUGCCCCCACAGCUUUCACAAGGUGCACAUCAGACCUCUAACUAGU